GAAAUUUCUGCUUAGUAGUGAAGCGAAGAUGGCGUCGCUGAGUGACAAAUCAGUUUGGGACGAGGUGGAGGAUGGAAUCGGUGAAGAAGUGUUGAAAAUGUCCACGGAGGAGAUCGUCCAGCGGACCCGACUGCUGGACAGCGAGAUCAAGAUCAUGAAGAGCGAGGUGCUGCGGGUCACACACGAACUGCAGGCCAUGAAGGACAAAAUCAAGGAAAACACCGAGAAGAUCAAAGUGAACAAAACGCUGCCGUACCUGGUGUCCAAUGUCAUCGAGCUGCUGGACGUCGACCCAAACGACCAGGAGGAGGACGGGGCCAACAUCGACCUGGACUCCCAGAGGAAAGGAAAGUGCGCCGUCAUUAAAACCUCCACCAGACAGACCUACUUCCUGCCCGUGAUCGGCCUGGUGGACGCCGAGAAGCUGAAGCCUGGCGACCUGGUGGGGGUCAACAAAGACUCCUACCUCAUCCUGGAGACCCUUCCCACCGAGUACGACUCCAGGGUCAAGGCCAUGGAGGUGGAUGAGCGUCCCACGGAGCAGUACAGCGACAUAGGAGGCCUGGACAAGCAGAUCCAGGAGCUGGUGGAGGCCAUCGUGCUGCCCAUGAACCACAAGGAGAAGUUUGAGAACCUGGGGAUCCAGCCGCCGAAAGGGGUGCUCAUGUACGGGCCGCCGGGCACCGGGAAGACCCUGCUCGCCAGGGCCUGUGCCGCCCAAACCAAGGCCACCUUCCUGAAGCUGGCCGGCCCCCAGCUGGUCCAGAUGUUCAUCGGUGACGGUGCCAAGCUGGUGAGAGACGCCUUCGCCCUGGCCAAAGAGAAAGCCCCGUCCAUCAUCUUCAUAGACGAGCUGGACGCCAUCGGCACCAAAAGGUUUGACAGCGAGAAGGCAGGCGACAGAGAGGUGCAGAGGACCAUGCUGGAGCUCCUCAACCAGCUCGAUGGCUUUCAGCCCAACGUGCAGGUCAAGGUGAUUGCUGCUACCAACAGAGUGGACAUCCUGGACCCGGCGCUGCUCCGCUCGGGCCGUCUGGACAGGAAGAUCGAGUUCCCCAUGCCGAACGAGGAGGCCCGAGCUCGCAUCAUGCAGAUCCACUCGCGCAAGAUGAACGUCAGUCCCGACGUGAACUACGAGGAGCUGGCCCGCUGCACCGACGACUUCAACGGAGCGCAGUGCAAGGCUGUGUGCGUGGAGGCCGGCAUGAUCGCACUGCGUCGCGGCGCCACGGAGCUGAACCACGAGGAUUACAUGGAGGGAAUCCUGGAGGUCCAGGCCAAGAAGAAAGCCAACCUGCAGUACUACGCCUGAGGACGCUGCCCGCCGUGUCUGUUGUUUGUUUUGUUUGUAAGCAUCUUUGAUUUCUUUUUGUAAAGUGUCAAAAUAACACUGGUUGCAGUUGCUACUUAAGUUUGAAUUAUUAAAAGAAAGAAACAUAAUUCA
This is a messenger RNA of Myripristis murdjan (pinecone soldierfish), 1444 nucleotides long. RefSeq names its product proteasome 26S subunit, ATPase 3 (gene psmc3). Gene Ontology annotation, molecular function: ATP hydrolysis activity; ATP binding. Bases 29 to 1312 code for a protein of 427 amino acids. Lineage: Eukaryota; Metazoa; Chordata; Actinopteri; Holocentriformes; Holocentridae. The transcript has 2 exons. The record is from RefSeq and is a predicted model, not a curated record.